Eucalyptus grandis is the source of this 810-nucleotide messenger RNA. RefSeq names its product putative protein TPRXL. NCBI's taxonomy places the organism in Eukaryota, Viridiplantae, Streptophyta, Magnoliopsida, Myrtales, Myrtaceae. The record is from RefSeq and is a predicted model, not a curated record. Bases 1 to 810 code for a protein of 269 amino acids. The transcript has a single exon.
AUGAAAGAUGGUGGUGGCGAGCCGAGCCCGAGCAGCGGCCACGCUCGCUUGUGCUCGGGCUCGGCUCGAGCGAGCCGAGCCGAGCAGCGCGGGACGCUCAGCGCUCGCUCGCUGAGCCGAGCCCGAGCAGCAGCGACGUCGUCGCUCGCUUCGCUCGAGCCGAGCCCGAGCCUCGAGGAAGCAGCGACGCUCGGUGCUCGCUCGCUCGAAGCCGAGCCCGAGCAGCCGACGCUCGCCCGCUGCCCCUUCAGUGAGCAGCCGGCGACGCUCGCCGCUUCCGUCGCUCGAGCCGAGCCCGAGCUCGGAGCAACAGCGACGUCGUCGCUCUGCUCGCUGAGCCGAGCCGAGCUCGAGCAAGAGCGACGCGUCGGCUCGCUCGCUGAGCCGAGCCCGAGCUCGAGCGCUGCGACGCUGGCUGCUUUCGCUGGGCGAAGCCGAGCCCGGCAGCAGCCGACGCGUCGCUCGCUCUUCGAGCCGAGCCCGAGCUCGAGCAACAGCGAGCAGCUCGCUCGCUCGAGCCGAGCCCGAGCAGUGCCGCUCGCCGCUUCGCCGCUCCGAGCCGAGCCCGAGCAGAUAAGCUCGCUGCUCCGCUCGCUGAGCCGAGCCCGAGCAGCCAGCGAAGCUCAUUGCCGCUCGCUCGAGCCGAGCCCGAGCAGGCAGGGCUAUUCGCUGCUCGCUCGCUCGCCCGAGAUCUCGAGCGAGCACGAGCCGCUGUCGCAGAUCCUGGGAGUAACGCUCGCCCGCAUCUGCGAGACUCGCCGAGCAAGCGGGUCGCAGAUCCGGGCAAGCGAUUCCUCGAGCGAGCCCUAA